This is a messenger RNA of Candidula unifasciata, 253 nucleotides long. The record is from the annotation of a GenBank genome assembly. Lineage: Eukaryota; Metazoa; Mollusca; Gastropoda; Stylommatophora; Geomitridae.
UAAGACCCGUAUGUGGCCGCAGACAAGUCAUUGUGACGAACGUUAAACGUGGAACAAACCGAAACAACGACAAUCAAUACGAUACAGAUGAACAAACCAAUGAGGCCUCACUUCUGAACAAAAUUUUAGGAGGGAAUUACGCCACUUACGGGCAAUUCCCCUGGAUGGCCGCAGUUCUGGAUAAUAAUCAACAUACGUGUGGAGGCGCCAUUAUAAGUGAGUUCUGGGUAAUCAGCGCUGCUCAUUGUUUUUA